AUGUCAAGGCCUGUUGAGAGAAUAGCAGAGAUCAACGAUGGAAAAGAGCUUUGGAAGAUUGUUGUUAGGAUUCACCACAGAUGGAAUGUUGUGUCCAACAACAAGGAACAUUUUGAAAUGAUCUUUGUUGACAAAUUGGGAGAUGAUAUUCAUGCUGUUGUUCCAGCACCACAUGUGUCGGUGUUCACCGAAAAAUGCCUAUUAGGGCAUACUUAUGUUGUAUCUAAUUUUAAGGUGGUGCCUUAUGUUCUGGCGUUCAGGGCAUCGGGACUCAAAUAUAUGAUUAAGUUUACUGCUGGAACCAACAACAUGUUGAACUGUACUCUGUGGGAAUCAUACGCGGAUCAGUUCAUCAGGUUUAACAAAGUUAGGGUUGCUGCAUCACUCCCUACAGUUGUGUUGCUUCAGUGUGCCAAAGUGAAAGAAGAAGGAAAGUAUCCUCUGUCGGUGACAAACACCUACAAUGUGACCCUUUUAUGUGUUGGUGCUGAUUUUCCUGUCAUGAAAGACUUUAUUGAUAGAAUGCCUGAGGAGAGCCGGGUAACCCUGUCUGAUCAACUCGGAGGGAAUUCCCAAUAUUCCUCCCAGAGUUCUGAAAAUCAACAGUUGACUCAUGUGCAAAAAUUGUUCUCAAAGGCUGUUGUUUUACCUAUUGCUGAGAUUAUUCAACUUACGGAUAUUACAUUUUGUGCUAUUGUCGCUACAACAAAAUUAUUAGUCGCGUCUCCAUUUGGAUGGUACUAUCGUGCUUGUCAUAUGUGUCAAUCUAUAGCGCGUGGGGACAGCCCCCCAUUUGAGUGUGAAGCUGGUCAUGAAACCAUGGCUGAAGUCCUUAGGUAUAAGAUUGAGAUUGAGGUUACUCAUGGGGGCAAAAGCUUCAAUUUUGUCUUCUGGAACAGGGAAUGUGAAAUGCUUUUGGGUUUAUCUGCAUCCCAACUUCGUAACACUAUGAUUCAGCAGUAA
Vicia villosa (hairy vetch) is the source of this 963-nucleotide messenger RNA. RefSeq lists its product as uncharacterized. The record is from RefSeq and is a predicted model, not a curated record. Lineage: Eukaryota; Viridiplantae; Streptophyta; Magnoliopsida; Fabales; Fabaceae. The transcript has 8 exons. The coding region runs from base 1 to 963 and encodes 320 amino acids.